AUGGUCGUCUAUUUUCACCAGGUCAACAUUGCAUAUUCUUCUGGUAUGAUAUUCUCUAUCAUCGAUGAACAUAUGGGAUCUUAUCCUUCUGAAUGUGCUGUGAAAUUCAUAAAGCUAGCUCUCAGCUGUUGCCACGAUGAUACAGACGCCCGACCCUCAAUGGUUGAAGUGGUUAGAGAACUUGAAAGCAUAUGGUUAAUGGUACCAGAAUCUGAUACCAUGAUGUUAGAAUCCAUAGUAUCUGAUGCUGAAAAGGAUUUCACUCCAACAUCUUCGUCCUCUGCACUAAAAACUUCUUAUGUUUCGAACGAUAUUUCUGGCAAUGAUCUUGUCAGUGGAGUCUUUCACACCGUUAGACCUAGGUCUGAGCGUCCCCAUUUCCCUCCGCCCCUGCCUCUACAUGACAAUCUUGAUUUGGGGCCCCUGCCACUGCAUGAGAAUCUUGAUUUGGGACCCAAAUCAAGAUUGUCUUGCAGAGGCAGGGGCGGAGGGAAUUGGGGAUGCCUAGACCUGUCAUCACUCCACCUGCUUUUGCCCCUAGCAAAUUCUCCUCUACUUUUUUGUUUAGACAUUCGCUACAUGUUUGUUUCCUCUCCACUCCAACCUCAGCCUGGUUUCUCAUAA
Fraxinus pennsylvanica is the source of this 624-nucleotide messenger RNA. Lineage: Eukaryota; Viridiplantae; Streptophyta; Magnoliopsida; Lamiales; Oleaceae. The record is from the annotation of a GenBank genome assembly.